UGAGGUCAUAGAAAGUGGGUGUGGCCAGGAGAGCAGCUAUGCUGAGCAGAAGGCAAUUUCUGCUACUCCAGCUCCUGUACUCUUUUACAAAUCUUCCUGAGCUGAUCCUGAGUAGUCCUCGGCUUGUGACAGGUGAACACAGGUCUUCCUCCACUGGGCAUCCUUCCACCCCACUCAUCCCCAGCAGCAGUGAGUGCUGCAGAAGUGACCAUGGCUCAGUGCUAUUCCUUUCAGGCAGAAGAUCCCAGGUUCAAUAUCUGCAUCUCCUGUGAAAAGGGUCUGGAGCAGGAGAUGAUGGGGAAGACCUUCCAGCUGAGAUGCUGGAGAGCUGCUGCCAGUUGGGGUAGACAAUAUGGAUCUAGGUUUAAGGCUGCUUCCUAGACCUUGCCUUAUGAACCCUGGAAUGUUUCAUCUGGCUGUGUGAAGGGUCUCUCCACAGUAUAAUUUCGACCCUGGGCAUUUCCACGCUACUCGUUUUAAACUGCUUUAAUUGGAAGCCAUAACAGGGAGUCCUUGGAUUCUGAUCUAGAAAUGUGUCAACAAUCUUGCAUUAUUUUUAUAUGGCUAGAGAUGGUUCCAGCCCUGAACCAACCGAGUUAAGGCCCUUUGAAACUACUUUACAUGUUAUACUUGUUGAAGUGAUAUAGUUACUGCCAAAAUUCCCCAUUACCACAGUAGCUUCCAAAUAGGUUCUCGGUGGAGAUUAUCGUCCCAAUAAGGUUCUGAUGAUGUUGGAUUGCUGAGGCCUCUUUCCUUCUCCACGUUCAUCUUGCAGCACAGAUUGUCGCAGGAAACAUUUGCUCCUUUUUAACUUCCGCUCUUGCCCAAGCAAAGUAAAGGGCUGCGUGGGGCAACUGUUCGCGAGGCCAAAAGGAGUUCUCUGUGGGUUGUGUGUGGCCUAAAUCAGGGCUACGGCAAAGCAUUAGCGUUGUGUGGCUGGCUGGAAGAGAAAUAUUCAUUGCUGCUGCAAUGCAAGGGCAUGACUGUUCGUGGAACAGGAAAUUAGUAGCAAAUGUUUCCUGGAAAACAGAUUUUUUUGUGUGUGCUUGCGUUUGUAAUGAGGUCAAUGGACUAAGCACAGGAAUGCUAAAAGCGCCCACUGAUGGGAGGUGCUUUUGGGGCCCACAGCUCGUGCAGGAAACCCAGGGAAUGCCACCAAGACGGAUUUGUCCCAACAUCAGCCGCUCUGGUUUGAUUAUCCCGACACGGAUGAGAAGAAGAUCCUUGCCGUUUACAAGCUCAUUGGAGAGCAGCCUGAGUAUAUUCCCCCAAGUGAGUCCCCCUGCCACUCCUGUCUCUUGACCCUCUCUCAAAUGCUCCCUCCCCAAUAGCACCUGCAGGGGAGGGGGCUGAGCACAGCCUUUGCAGGCACCAGGUCCCAGCAGGUUUAAUCCCUGGCAUCUCCAGCUGAGAGCUGGGAAAGACCCAGGGUGCCAAUGAUGGCCUGAGUUGACCAUAUUAGGCUAGGUGGACUAAUGGCCUGAUUCCCCCUGCUCUAUGCCUAACCUCUGCUCUCCUCCCUUUCCAGAAUGAUUCAGGGCUGCUUUGGGCUUCCUCCUCCUUGCCCUGUGCUCUAGCCUUGCCCUAUUUCCCCGUGACAAACCAACCCUCCUCUUCUCUGCCCCCUACAGGUUCAUUCCCUCACCAGCUGCGUUAUAUCCUAGUGGGAUCCAUUAUACUCAUCCUGCUGUUCUUCCUCUAUCAGAUCAUAUCUAAAGUGUACGUGUCAUUUUGGUCGGUGUAUGUUAUGCUGCAAGUAUUCUCCCUGCCUCCUUAUUGCCUUUGGAUGUCAUUAUUUACUCCCACCUCCACGGAUGGAAUGACACCCCCUCCCCUUCUUCUUCCGCAAUUUCAUUCAGGAUCUUCAAGAAGUCAAAUGCAGGAUAAACAUCCAGGUGAUCAGCAGAUAUGGCUCUGUAGCCAGCCAACCACUCUUUGUCAUUUCCUCUGUUCAAUAAAAGGCUAUUGAAUGAG
Molecule: messenger RNA, 1974 nt
Organism: Podarcis lilfordi (Lilford's wall lizard)
Lineage: Eukaryota; Metazoa; Chordata; Lepidosauria; Squamata; Lacertidae
Source: the annotation of a GenBank genome assembly